AUGGGGGAUAGACAGCCGUUGCUAGGUAGAUCGCACCGAUUCUCAAUAGAUAGCAAUGGCAGUUGUGAUGGCACCACUGAAAGGAGGCUUCCUUCAUUUCGCUUAGCUGAUUGGAUGCUUUGGGUACGCGGAGAAAGUAGCAACACAAAAUCUGACGAAUUCGAUGAUGGUGAACAAACUGACUACGAGAAGCCAGUUGGCUUUCUUCAAUUGUUUCGCUUCACAAAUCGUGUUGAUCUAAUCCUGAUAUUUGCCUAUUUAUGUGCAGUUAUGGGGCAUGCUCUUAACUAUGUUUUCGGCAUAUUUAUCGUCAAUCAAAUCAAUGGAUUAUUUGCUGCUGUGUCGUUUUGUAUUAAUCCUGACAAUGAGCACGAAAAUUUAACUUUUUUUACGGAAAACAGUAAACCGUGGUCUCAUGAUGUUGGCGUGGGUCAGUGCGACAAUAUAUCAUUUAGAACUUUGUACAACAGUGAUGAAAUUUCGAAAUCAACGUUGACUGCAUUGAUGCCAACAAUUGAAAGCAAAAUUAUGGGAAAAAUUCAUUUACUAUUCAUUCUGGGUUUCGCACAAUUGGGAUUUGCAUUAAUUGAAUAUUAUACUUGGAACAGUUACAUCCAAAGACAAAUGUUUCGCAUGAAUAUUUCCCUCUUUCAAUCGCUGAUUCAACGUGUAAGUAAAAUCAAUUAAUAUUGAAAAAUUAUAUAUGUAAAAUGCAGGUUGGAUUUAACUAUUAAACUUAGCUUAACAUAUUAUACUGUUGAUUAGUUAAAAUGUUGAUUUCUUCACAUUUUCGACUGUUCAUAUUGAUGGUACGAAUAUGAAUCGAUGAACUACAAGAGUACAGAAUAGUGGAAUACUUGAAACUUGAAGGGUUCAAUACAUCAACUGUUGAAUAUUUAAAUAUUUAACGCUGAUUUUAAAGCAUGAAUUCAAGUUUCAUUUAGUACAAAUAUGAAUUUAAGAAUGAGUUCUUUUGAUUUUAAGCUCGAAUCUGCUACUCUAAUCCAAAACAACCACAGCUUUUCUCAUCGAUGUUUCCCAAAAGAUUCAGUAGCCAGGAAUAUAUGAAAUUCCUCAUUAUUUGAAAUAAUGUAUUUCAAAAUCUUUGCAAUUUAUACAAGAUACCUUGGGUUAAUAUUUGAGCAUUUUCAGAAACUACUCGCGAUUAUCAGCUCUUCAGGUAUAUCGAAACGAAUUUUAUCAAUAGUACUGCUUACUUGUACUAGAAUCACUACUCGCUUCAUAGUGAAAUUUAUAAAAUAUUGUUAAUACUUCCAACAGUUUUAAAACUAAUUGACAUUGACUCAGAAGUCAUUCUGAAUAAGAACGAAGAUUAUAUGAACAACAUGCGAUCCAUUGAGCUAUGAUUGAGCCAUACAUUCUAAAGUAACGAGAAGAGUGCAUUUAUGGUAAGAGCAUUUUCCCAAUUGGUUCGAGUGUUCCAAAUAAAUUUUUGCAGUAAAAUUAACUCAUGCUCGUAAUUUUGUUAAUUAGCUUACGUUAUUUCGUUUUCAUAGUACGAGAAAUGUUCUAAACACGGCCGCCCAUGUAAAUAUUUUUUACCUCGAACCGCGUCUGGAACGCGUUUCAUUUGCGUGCGAAACGCACACAGAGAACGCGUCUAAAUGCGUCUCCAGUGAAACAAAUGAAGUGUUUAGAUGCGGUUGCUCACAAAAUCGGGAAUAAACGCGUGUCAACGCUUGGAAUGUUUCACCAGGGACGCGUUUGCAAAGAAAACUGCGUCUCAACGCGUUCCAUACAAUUUAUGAAAAAUGAAAAAAAAUUUCAGUUCGUCUCAGGUUUGAUCUUAGUCAUCAUCGAUAUCCUCUAUCGCAUGGUCUUUACCUAACUGUACGUCAACAAGCUGUUAGCAUAUCGACAUAUCGAUGAAUCUGAAAUGAUAGAAAUGAGAUUAGAACAUGUGAACUAAUGUUUAAGAGACAUAUACGUACCAUGAAGCCGUAUAUGACUAAAAUCGUUGUCUGAUGGCAUGCAAAGUCUACGAGGAUUAUACGCUCAUAUAAAAUUUACAAAAUUUAGAAAUGAUAGAAAUAUAGAAAAAAGAAUUUCUACAAAUUAUUAAUCAUCAAUACACAUAUCUAUCAGAAAAGAUAUUUUCACAAAACUAAUUUUUAUUCAAUAUUUUAUUUUAAUUUCAAACACUUAAUUUGACAACCUUUUCCAUUUAAGAGAGAAUGCGCAACAAUGUUUUUUUACAUAAAAUCAUCGGUGGUGCUAUCAGAAUUCAACGUUUAAUAUCAGUUUACUUUAUUUGAUUAAAUAGAUUCUCGUUUUAUUUCUUAAUCAAAUUAUGAAUGUAACUGAAAUGAGAACUUUCAAUAAUGACUGAUAUCAAUUGAAAAACAGAAUUCAGAUUUAUUCAUGAAACGACUUAAUAUUGACCAUUUGAAGUUAUCAAAAUAAUACAUAAAAGGAUAAAGAGCUUUGAUAGCAAAGUUCAGCUAAGAAAAAUCAAAUAUUUACUUUCGAAAAAUAUAAUCGUCAUAUUAGCAAUCUUAAAUAAGUUUCAUUAAUAUGAUUCAAUCUUUCAUCUUCGAACCACCAAAACUGAGUAUGUAAAAUAAUAAUACUAUAACGUGUAAUAGUUACAGAUGCUAAAUACUAUACAAAUAGAAUAGAACGGCAACUUAAUUAAUUUUCUUGUCUCAUUACUAUCGAAUGUGACCAAAUCUACGUCUGAUACCAAGGGAGAAAUAGCAGACUUUUGAACUUCAAGUUACUUUGAGCUACUUGAGUGAUACUUCACAGGUACUUGAAUGAUACUUUGAGCUACUUUAAGCUACUUGAAGGUACUUUGAGCUACUUGACGCAACGCCAUGCUGCUUGAAGCUUCUAGGAUAUAGCUUGAUCUUCUCAGCUAGGGAUGCAAUGGCGGUGAUAACCAUAAGUACGGUUACACCGUCCCUAAUAGAUUCAAACCGAGUUGAGCAUUGCGCAGUGCUGAGAAAAUUUCCUGUUUUGACGUUGACUGUAAAGAAAGUGGUUUCGGAGAAAAUAUCGAUACGUUAUAACGGUUGAGGAAGAAAAGUCGGAGCUGGG
This is a messenger RNA of Rotaria socialis, 3060 nucleotides long. NCBI's taxonomy places the organism in Eukaryota, Metazoa, Rotifera, Eurotatoria, Philodinida, Philodinidae. The record is from the annotation of a GenBank genome assembly.